CUUAUGUAGUACACACAUGCCGCCACGCUGUAGUUGCUACGUAUCGCUGACACCACGCGAGUUACACGCGCACACCGCUACAGGUAAAAGAAGCCAUCAACGUGCAAAUAAAAUAUGCUGUAGCACGACAAAAUAUGCGUGGCCAACAUCGACAUAGUAUCACUCAGCUAGAAACAAACAAAACGUGUUCGAGAUGGGACAAUUCGACACCGGAGAACGUAAUUACUAUUUUAAGUGAUGAGCCUACUCAAGUUCAGCCCGUUAUUCUUACACUUCUCCCUAUUAACACAAAUUUAUACUCUCGAAGACACUCUGCACAUAAUUGUUCAACAAGUGAAGUGAUCCCUACCAUUCCACCACCUAUCCAAUCUUCAAGGCCCCCUGCAGUUCCUAAACGCUUUUUUGAGCAAACACCGGCUCCCGGAAACGUUCAACCAAACUUCACAAGUAAUAAUCCGUUGCUUAUCGUCCCCCCGACUCAAAAAAGCAGGGGCAAUCCUCCGACACCUCCCCCCAGAAGUCCCGGAUCUCGACUAGCUAACAAAUUAGUGAACAAUCCAAAGUCAAAGAUAGAGCCAACUAAACAUGUCGUUGGAAAACCCCAAAUUGGUAGUAACGAUUGUGUAUUUCAAUUCGAUAAUCAUCUUAUGCACCAAUUUGGUAAAAUUCCGCCCCCUCCGGCGGGACCCCCGCCACCACCUGUUACAAAAAUCACUCAAAAGCCAUCCACUGGAUCAACGAUUAAGGCAACUCCUCAGCAGGCAAACAAAGGCAGCGUCAGACAAGACUCUAGCAUAUCAAGCGACAGUUUUAGUCAAACUUCUUCCCCAAGCUACACAAGCAAAACUAUGGAGACGCCUUUAUUACCUCCCCGUACGCCAAAUAGAAUUUCAACGCAAGUAAAAACAGCGAACGGAAAUGGACAAGAAGAAAGUACAAACUCCCCGUUAACUAAAAGUGCGUCUACCCCAGCUAGUUUGCAGACAAUAGUUAGGUUUCACAAUGGAUCAAAUAUGUCUUUACAUCACAGAAUUAUACGGGAUAUUAGACGGUCAUCAAAUCAUCCGUAUAUCGGAACAGUUCGAAUAAAAUUUCGCUUUGCUCAAGUUGUGAUGAACGCCGUUGCUCUAAUAGCAAUUGGUGGUGGCAUGGCCGCAUAUUUUAAAGCUCAUCCCGCAUCAGUACAUAUAGUUAAUACUACAAAUAAUAUUACGCUUGGAAUUACAACUGUUGAGUCUAGUGAUGCUAAUCCCGCUCCGGGGAUUUGCUUACCGGUAAUAGUAGGAUUUUGCCAACAACAUAAAGUUCCUUAUAACUUCACCGUGUUUCCUAAUUAUAUGGGACACUUUGGACAGCCAGACGCCCAGCACGAAUUGGAAGUGUAUGACGCAGUAGUAGAUGUGCGUUGUUACGAAUUGGCGGCGUUGUUUCUUUGCUCUGUUUUUGUCCCUAAAUGUGGUACGGGAGGCAUUGUUGUUCGUCCAUGUCGAAGUCUGUGUUUAGAAAUGAAAAGACGUUGCGGAUUCUUUUUGGAUGUAUUUGGUCUUGCUUUACCCGAUUAUUUAGAGUGCUAUCUGUUCCCCGAGUCUCCCGAUCCCGAAGUGUGUGUAGGACACCACGAAGUAAAGGAGGCAAAAAUUCGUUCCCAAAAGCCCAUAUGCCCAUCGGGAUUUCAGUGUGAUGUGAAAAGAUGUAUACCGAGAGAUUGGCUUUGUGAUGGUCAUGUUGAUUGUAAGGAUCAAACAGACGAGCUUAAUUGUAAUGAAUGCAAAAAGGGGAUGAUACACUGUGGUAGCGAUAAAUGUGUAGCGCAAGAGCAAAUGUGCGACGGCAAAAUUGACUGCCCGCUAGCACAGGAUGAACGGAAUUGCCUAAGAUUAAGUGAAAGGAAUGGGAACGAGGGCCGUGGCCAGUUAGAAAUAUUUCGCCCUGAACUUCAGAAGUGGACACCCGCUUGCAUAACUCAUUGGGAUCAAGCUACAUCUCCAGCGGCAAUUUGCUCUCUACUCGGAUAUUUACAUGCCAAUGGAAGUCGAUUAUUUAAAGGGAAGGAUAUUAAUGUUUCGCGCCCCGUGCAAGAAACAACAGCUAUUUGGAGAAUGCACCAAAAUAAACGACCCAAGAAUAUGCUUAGGGAAUUUGGAUCGUGUAGCGGUACGGCAUAUCCGACUGUAGAUUUAAUCUGUACGAACCACAUGUGUGGAAAGACUCGGAAGUCGUACGCUGAGAGACGGUCACUACGGAUUGUUGGAGGUGUAAAAUCGAAACCGGGAGAUUGGCCUUUCCUAGCUGCUCUUUUGGGCGGACCCGAGGAAAUAUUUUAUUGUGCGGGUGUGUUAAUUGCCGAUCAGUGGGUAUUAACAGCAUCGCACUGCGUUGGAAAUCAUUCUGAUGUGUCUGGGUGGACAAUACAACUUGGUAUUACAAGAAGGUACGCGCAUUCGUAUUACGGUCAAAAAAUGAAAGUAAAAAGAGUGGUUCCACAUCCCAUGUACAACUUAGGAAUCGCACAUGAUAACGACGUAGCUCUUUUUCAAUUGUCAACAAAAGUCACGUUUCAUGAGCACCUGCUACCUGUGUGUUUACCUUCUGCCGACCAAGAACUGCCACCGGGGACCAUUUGCACAGUGAUAGGGUGGGGAAAGAAAGAGGAUACGGGAUUGUCCGAGUAUGAACCGGAAAUUAAUAAGGUGGAGGUACCAGUACUAAACCGUGAUCUGUGCAACGUGUGGUUAGAAAACAGGGAUUUGAACGUGACGGAUGGAAUGAUAUGCGCCGGAUACAAGGAGGGCGGAAAGGAUGCGUGCCAGGGUGACUCUGGAGGUCCACUAUUAUGUCGCGAUAAAGAUGAUCCAGAAAGUUGGUUUGUAGGAGGCAUCGUCAGCUGGGGAAUCAAAUGUGCUCACCCUCAUCUUCCUGGAGUUUAUGCUUUUGUACCAAAAUAUAUUCCAUGGAUUUUACAGCAAAUCGCUCAGUACUCUGACUAAUGUAUCGAUGUUCUUCUACGCGGAGAAACAGAUAUUUUAAAAGUUAUCCGCUCAUUUCAAAUCUUUUGCCAAAAAUACGACAAUAUUAUUGGUUCCUUAAAUUGAUAACGCCAAUUUAAAUGGUUCCAAAAUGCUCGGUUGUGGCAUUUUUUGCUUCUACAAUUCAAUGCUAACACUAAAACUGUGGUAAGGCACAUACAAUCUAGCUACGCACAAUAUGUAACAUUAGAAUGGUUCUCUAGUGAUAUCUUGUGACAAUUCACCUAGUGUUCGAGCGAUCCGCCUCUAUAUGUGAUCAUGCAUACUGCUGUAUUGUAUACAGCUGUCUCUGAAGUCUAACCUUUUUGAUCAUGACAAUAAAUUUUUGACUUUGGAGACCUCUGCAAUGCUUUAAAUAUAUUUUAUACCCUUAGAUAUAAUUGAAUUAGAAAAAAAGAACAAUAGUUUUCUAUAGAUUUAUAAAGAUGUUAUCUAGUGUAUAGUGUGCAUGGGUCUGCUUUGCGUUAGUUCGAAGAAUAUUAGUGUUUAGGUCCGAGUUUUUUAACUAUACGUUUCGAACUAACGCAAUGCGCACUUUUCCAAAUUGCGAUACGUGGGCAAUCACUAAAUUAAUACCUACUACACGAACUCUCAAAUUUAAUCCAGACUUUAUUUUAGCACACUCAUCUCACUCACUCCUUCAUACCGUGCGACAUUUUGAUGACAAUAAACUCCUCAUAAAGUGAAUAGGACCAUUAAUUGCACUAUUUAAUCUUAUAUAGUUUGGAUUAAACUCGACUGUUCUUGGUAUGUCAAUAUUUUAUAUGAGAAUUAUCGCAUAAGGAAAAUCAAUGGGGGCAUAUGGUGUUAAACAACAUACCUAUUUCAUAUCUUGUAUAAAACGAUGUGAUGUUAUAUAUUUAAAUACCGCGACAAUAAUUUAUGUAUAUAUAUUAUAUAUACCUACAAUAUAUGUUUACCUAACAACAUAUUUCCUGAAGCAUAUCUUUACGAAAAAAAAACUAUUUUAAUAGUGAAUUGUUUCACUUUUGUUAGAUCUAUACAAUAAAUGAGGCUUCAAGUAGGACAAUACUCACCUGUGUGUUCCUUAGCUUAUACCAAUAACCUCUAGUCAAUGAAAUGAGACAAUAAUAUCAAGAAUAACCGCUUAAUAUUUAAUACAGAACGCUAUGUGCUUUUAAAUUUACGUUGUAACCUAUGUUAACAAUUACUGUAGUGAAUAUAUUAUCACAUAUGA
This is a messenger RNA of Photinus pyralis (common eastern firefly), 4224 nucleotides long. RefSeq names its product atrial natriuretic peptide-converting enzyme-like. Gene Ontology annotation, cellular component: plasma membrane. Gene Ontology annotation, molecular function: Wnt-protein binding; serine-type endopeptidase activity; Wnt receptor activity. The record is from RefSeq and is a predicted model, not a curated record. Lineage: Eukaryota; Metazoa; Arthropoda; Insecta; Coleoptera; Lampyridae. The coding region runs from base 135 to 2987 and encodes 950 amino acids. Gene Ontology annotation, biological process: proteolysis; non-canonical Wnt signaling pathway; canonical Wnt signaling pathway. The transcript has 15 exons.